This is a messenger RNA of Ctenopharyngodon idella (grass carp), 1834 nucleotides long. RefSeq names its product DnaJ (Hsp40) homolog, subfamily C, member 5 gamma b (gene dnajc5gb). NCBI's taxonomy places the organism in Eukaryota, Metazoa, Chordata, Actinopteri, Cypriniformes, Xenocyprididae. The record is from RefSeq and is a predicted model, not a curated record. The transcript has 7 exons. The coding region runs from base 247 to 864 and encodes 205 amino acids.
UGCGCGAGAUUUUAUAGAGAGUCAGCCUGCUUUCACUAUUUCAAGGCUGCUCUCCGGCAAUGAGUUUUAGUACUUGACGUAAGAGAAACUUUAUUUCCUACUUCCUGGUCUAAACUCUGCUCAUGGUCAAUGGAUUAACUUUCUGUAAAAACGCUGUAAAUAUACUCAGAUAUGAAUACAUACGCAACUUUAUCAAACAUCGACUUCAGCAUCUCUUCUUAAACGUGUUUAUAGCAGAAUUUAACAAUGACAGAUGCAAGCCGUCCUCAACGCAAGCUGUCCAGAGCUGGAGAGAGUUUAUACAAGACAUUAGGCCUGGAAAAAGGAGCGUCACCUGACGAUAUUAAGAAAGCGUACCGGAAACUGGCAUUGAAGUAUCAUCCUGACAAGAACCCCAACAACCCAGAAGCAGCAGAAAAGUUCAAAGAGAUCAACAAUGCCAACACCAUCCUCCAUGACGAAACCAAAAGACAGAUCUACGACCAGUAUGGCUCCAUGGGCCUCUACAUCGCAGACCAGUUCGGAGAGGACAGCGUUAAAUACUAUUUCCUCAUGAACAAGUGCUGGUUUAAGACGCUCCUUACGUUAGGAAUAGUCUUCACAUGCUGCUGCUGCUUUUGCUGCUGUUGUUUCUGCUGUGGUAAAUGCGGCGGUUCAGAGCACGAUGAAGAGUUUCAUUAUAUGGAUCCAGAUGAGCUGGCGGCGGAGAUGUCAGAGGAGCAGAACAGAGGCAAUGACACAGUAAUAACAGGACAGCCUAUUCCCGGUCCAGCACCUGCAGAUUCAGGACACCCUGUGUUUGUUGGAAUGCCCAUUCCUGAAAAGUCAGAUGGAGACACUGCUAUACUGAUCACAAAUAAAUAGAGCAAACACCUACCUGAAGAUCGCCUCGUCCCCGUUUCAGCGUUAAGGAUGAAGAAAUGAGGACACUGCUGUUUCACUGUCAGUCCACACGGUCUCUGUGCAGUAAGUGUGGAUCAUUUGAUGUCCACGCAUAAUGCUAUGUUUACAUCAUUUAUAAUUUCCUUUGGUUUGCUUGAUUUUUAUUGCAAAGACACUUUUUCUAAUGCUUCUCUGAUGAGGAACGCAGAUCAGAUGCAGCCCUUUAAAUGACAUCUAGAGUACAAUCAAACAUAUACAUCCUUGUGUAAAAACGUUGCCAAAUUACCUGAUCUAAUAAAAUAAGAAUCUGCUUUUUUUUUUAACCAGAUUUAUUGGUUUGCUCGAUUUUUUUAAUUUAUCUUUUCCAGUGAGAACUGAUUUAUGCACUUUCUGUGCUGUACGUCACAAUAAUUUUUAAGAACACAAAGCCUUUGGAACCUUUAUUAAUAGUGUAUUUGUACCAUGUGAAGUUGUUAAGGAUCUAAUAGAGUGAUAACAAAUAAAUCCAGCAGUUCUUUCUUAUUUGUAUGUACAUAAACAUUGACAUUUUAUGUGGUUUAUUUUGUCACUGUUUCAAUCAAACUUUGAAAUAACCAUUUUAAGAUAUAUGAUCAUUUAAUAUGAUAUUAAUCUUUUAAAAGUUUCAAAUGAAUGUAUAAAAAUGAUCAUUAUGCCAUAUGAUCAAUUAGGGCAGGGGUUCAGGUACGGUCUGUCCCGCUGAGUUCAAAGGACCACUGAAAUUUUUCCAUGCAGGAGCUGGUAAUUUAAAGAUUAAUAUUUUGUUGCUGUUGUGGUAAUAUUGCACGGCCUCAGGGAUGGUUUUGUCUGAGAUUCUGUUUGUAUAUCUUUGUUUUUGUUUAUAAUUGUAAUGGUUGGCAAAUGACUGCUGCUGCAAUAUUAAUAUUAUGACGAAAUAUGAAAGAUUAAUAAAUAUAGUUGAUUCUUGUAUCUA